AUGAACGACGAGAAUAUGGUGCGCUCCAAGGCGCCGACACGCGCUCGCGUUCCCGGAGGAUUGAAGGAGGCCAACCCGGCCUUCGCCAACUCCCGUUCGGGUCUCAUGCAGCCCGGCACAAUCGCCAAACAGCCCUCUACUCUACCACAACUAUCUCGCUCGAAAAGCACCACGCAGGCCCCUGAAACCCAAAAAAUCGGACCCGGGAGAACGGCCACAUCGAAGACCGGCGUUACCACCCGCGCACACACCAGGGCAAAGUCCGCCGCAGCUCCCGCCACUUCCACUAGAGCCUCGUCGCGAAUUGCCGCUACCACACGACAACCAGCUCGACCACAUUCGGCCCUCAGUGGUCCCCGAAAACACACCGGCCCCUCGAUUCCCAGACCCGCUACGUCCUUGGAUACCCAUGAUGAAGAAGAACCCGCUGGAAGUGUUCUAGGUAAACGAAAGGAUGCCGGAUGGGACCUAGAACGUCGAGAGAAACAUAUAGAGGAGUUGAUGAAUACCUUCAUGACCCAGGUUGGCAAAGCCGGGCAGGAUAGUUUUGGUCUAAAAGAAACUGUUGAGCUGUACAAAACACGAGUGAACGAAUUAGAAACAUCCAAGGAUCAAUUGUCGGACAAGAACCUCAACCUACGCGUGGAACUCGAGACGGCUAAAUCUCGAUUGGAAACGAUGGAGAACGUCCUAAAAGAAACGCAGGAAGAGCACGAAAUCGAACUGGAACGCAUGAAUAAACGGCAGCGUAUCGAACUGGAUAACGCAAAAGAAGAGAGUAAGGAACAGUUGGAAGCAUUAAGCGCUCAGCAAGAGGACGAGAUUCGCGAACUUAAGCGCCGGUUCGAGCGCGACUUGGAGGACGAGAGAGCUGCGCGACAACGAGAGCUUAGCCAACUCAACUCCCAAACAGCCUUCGAUGCGCAACGGGUGCAAAUCGAAGUUGAGAAGAAAGAUCGAGAAAUCCGAACACUGCAGGACGACUUGCAAACAUUGCGCGACAAUCUCGAGCGAGAGCGGAAGAAUAACCAAGACCUUCGCCAGAACCUCGACACUGCAAGCGGCAACAGCAUUACUCUUGAAUCGUCCAUCCGCGCGUUGAAGGCUAGAAUUGAAUUCCUCGAAUCCGGACGGGAGGAACAAUCCGCGUCAUUCGAGCGCUUGAACCAGCAAAUGAUCGAUGCCCUGGCCGAAACCAAUGAAGCGAAAGACAAGCUGCGGAAGGAAGAGACACUCCGUCGGAAGCUACACAACCAGGUUCAGGAACUCAAGGGCAAUAUUCGGGUAUUCUGUCGAGUCCGGCCCUCGCUGGAGAGCGAACCCGAGACCGACAUCGCCCAAAUCGGAUAUCCCGACCAGUCAGACGAGUCGAAGGAGAUAAAUGUCCUGGGCCCGGAGGAAAAGAGCAGCCUGGGAGCUGUUUCUAGGAAGAACAACAACUUCGCUUUCGACCGUGUGUUUAGCCCAUCGACAGCGAACGGGGAGGUUUUCGAUGAGAUCAGCCAGCUGGUGCAGAGUGCCCUGGACGGAUACAAUGUGUGCAUCUUCUGUUACGGUCAAACUGGUAGUGGAAAGACUUACACAAUGUCCUCUCUUGAUGGAAUGAUUCCUCGGGCAGUUCACCAAAUUUACGAGACGGCCCAAGGCCUUGAGGAGAAGGGCUGGAUGUACACCAUGGAAGGCAACUUUGUCGAAGUCUACAACGAAAACCUGAACGACCUACUUGGCAGUGCCGACGACCUGGACAAGAAGAAGCACGAGAUCCGCCACGACAUGCAGCGUGGCAAGACCAUCAUCACUGAUGUCAACACCGUCCGCUUAGAGUCUCCCGAGAUGGUUGAGACAAUUCUCAAGCGAGCCGCUGCCAACCGUUCGGUUGCGGCCACGAAAGCCAACGAGCGCUCCUCGCGGUCUCACUCCGUGUUCAUUCUCAAGCUCAUUGGGGAGAACCACAUUACGGGCGAGCGCAGUGAGGGUACUCUCAACCUGGUAGACUUGGCAGGCAGUGAACGCCUGAGCCAUAGCGGAGCUACCGGCGAGAGAUUGAAGGAGACGCAGAAUAUCAACCGCAGCUUGAGCUGUCUAGGAGAUGUGAUUGCCGCUCUGGGACAAGGGAAAGAAGGUGGACACAUUCCCUACCGGAACAGCAAGCUUACGUACCUCUUGCAAUUCUCCCUCGGAGGCAAUUCCAAGACCCUCAUGUUCGUCAUGGUCAGCCCGUUGCAGACACACCUCGCCGAGACCCUAACCAGUCUCAAGUUCGCCACGAAGGUGCACAACACACAUAUCGGAACCGCCAAGCGCCAGGCUCGUGUUCGCGACUGUUAA
Aspergillus chevalieri is the source of this 2328-nucleotide messenger RNA. RefSeq names its product putative kinesin family protein (KlpA) (gene KAR3). Bases 1 to 2328 code for a protein of 775 amino acids. Lineage: Eukaryota; Fungi; Ascomycota; Eurotiomycetes; Eurotiales; Aspergillaceae. Gene Ontology annotation, molecular function: microtubule motor activity; microtubule binding; ATP binding. Gene Ontology annotation, biological process: microtubule-based movement. The record is from RefSeq and is a predicted model, not a curated record. The transcript is spliced from 6 exons.